AUGACAAUCCUCCUAACAGGUUCCCACGGAAAAACCACCCUCCCCCUCUCAACCCUCCUAUCCAAAAACAACCACCCACACCUCCUCUGUUCCCGCCACUCCCCCCCCUCCUCCUCCUCCUCCUCCUCAUCCAGCACAGUCCACACAGUCCAUUUCAACUGGCUCCACCCAUCAACCUACAUCAAUCCCUUCACCCACCCUCUAUCUCUCAAAAACCCCAUCAAAGAAAUCUACAUCACAGCCCACGAAACUCCCGAAAUCAGCGACUUGGUGAUGAAAUUUCUGAAAAUUGCGAGGGAGAAGGGGGGAGUUAGGAGGGUGGUGGUUGUUAGUGCUUGGGAAAUUGAGUCGGAUGAUAGGGGGGUUUUGAUGGGGAGGGCUUGUGCGUUUUUGAGGAGGUGGGCUGAGGAGUGGGGGGUUGAGUGGGUGGUUUUGAGGCCGCAUUAUUUUAUGGAUAACUUCCUAACCUACUACCACCCCUCGAUCCGCUCGAAACACACCCUUCCCUCGGCUUCCGGAGGAGCACAAGGAAAGAAACCCUUCAUCGAUGCUCGAGAUAUCGCUCUCGUGGCCUAUCACGCUUUAGUCGAUAAUAAUGAGGAAAAGAAGAAGAAAAUGGAGAGGAAUCGGGAAUAUAUCCUUACGGGUCCUUGCGCUUACUCGGAUGUCGAAGUAGCAACCCUCCUCUCAAAAACCCUCUCCCAGAAAGUAACCUGCCCGACCCUCCCGGAAUCAUCUUUCCGCCAAUACCUCCUCGAUCAAGAAAUCUCCCCAUACAUGGCCAACUACCUCGCCUCUUUAGAAAUGCGAAUUUCUCGCGGGGAGAUAUGCAACAGUGAACAAGUGACGGAUUGCGUGCGGGAGAUUACGGGGAAAGAUGCGAGGAGGUUGGAGGAUUUUAUUGAGGAGCAUCGGGGGAGGUGGUUGUGA
Messenger RNA from Ramularia collo-cygni, 930 nucleotides. RefSeq lists its product as uncharacterized. Lineage: Eukaryota; Fungi; Ascomycota; Dothideomycetes; Mycosphaerellales; Mycosphaerellaceae. The transcript has 3 exons. Bases 1 to 930 code for a protein of 309 amino acids. The record is from RefSeq and is a predicted model, not a curated record.